AUGACGAGUCCCAAGAUGAAGCACGAAAAGUCGUUCCCAAACCUACGCAAAAAGCUCUCGAGCCCUGUCAACGACCUUCCUCCAGAGCCCCUACCACCACCUCGAAGUCUUCCACUGCGUCCCAGAAGACCUGCAGCCCCACUGAUAGACAGAACGAGGGACAGAAAAAACACUGUACCUGCUCCUCAACAAAAGCCGCUUCGCUUGCCAAUGUCCCCCGGGGGCUCCAAUGCUCCUCGCAAUGCAAAAGGACCCAGGUUCAUGUGUCUCGAACAAGCGCAGCGUAUCCAGAAGGUCGAGUAUCGACCGCCUCCCAAAUAUACCGGUCCCCAGUACCCGACCAUCAUGGGGGUGACGCCUAAUCGACUGAAGCCGAAGCCGAAGCCGGUCGAGGUGAAGAAGCGUGAGAAUAAGCGGACGAGGGCUUUGAAGACGCUGAGGAAUCCUGAUCGGGUGUUUUUGAAGUGGAAGGGUACGAACAGUUAUGCGCGGAUGAGGAUUUUUAGGAGGUUGAAUGGGUGCUUGAAGGCUCUUCAAUCGAAUGGGACCAAUCCGACGGGUACAAUGCUUGCGGAUAUACCAGAGCAGAAGCCGUUGGAGAUUGAGUACAAGCCGAUGUAUCGCCUGAAGGAGAUCAGGAGGGCGUCGAUGUUACUUGCUCGUCCUAAACCUAAGAGGCCAGUGUCAGAAUUGUCAAUCGCAAGUAUCGACAGCGUUUUGUCGACAAACAGAAAACGCUACUCCGACGCCUCAAUAUACAGUAGACCCAUGAGUACAGCCGAACCCUCUCCCACAUUUUUCACAGAAACCAGCUCUGGCCAAAGCUCAGAGAAUGUUUCUUUGCGUGCUUCUUUGGUUCCAUACAGAGAAUGGUGGACUUUCUUGCAGUCCACUGCCAACCCUUUCAGAGAGGAAGAGCCGAACGAUGAACGCACUGAUCGUGACGCUCCAGCAACCCCCAUUCACAGCCAUGCUCACAACUCCCACAGAGGCUCCUCUUUAUCUUCUUCCACCCACAGAAAUUCUCUUCACUCUUCUCGCGUCUUCAAAGCGCCUGAAGAUAACCACGCGACUCCGCCUUCGCCAACGGGUUCAGAUCUUACAAUUACUCCGUCUCGCUACACGUUCGAUCAGGAUAUGGUUGAGGAGUCGAAGUCGUCUCCACAAGAUCCUCUGCCAGAUUCCACGCGCUCCAAGGGUCUGGGGGUGGAGAAGGCUGAAAGCGUUUCAGACUCAAAGAACAAAGGCACCCACCACAGCGACAAACGUGACUCGCAAGCUCAACAAGGACAAAGAUUGACAGCGGAGACCUCGAAAAUGGAAAAGCCUCAGUCGCAGCCGAGCCCUAAGGAUACCAGCGCGACCAAAGACGAAAACGCACUCGAUAACACAAAGGUCCAGAUCGCACGCAAAUCCACCGGUGGAGCUGGUCCUCGUGGGCCCCGGACUCCUGCCCCAAAGACGUACCCUGGUCUGACCAAGGGAGCACGCCCCACGCCCAGCGCCAUUCCUAUUUCCGUCCGCAGACUGAGCACAGAGGCUGCUGAUAUCCUACAGCGCACCCCAAUCGAGGGCUUUGCUGGUGGUAUUCGUGUUCUGGAUAGACCUUCUGGCCCGCGUUCCCGUCCUGAUGGAGAGCCUACCAGUCCGCCCGUUCCAGAAUCUAUUCCAGAGACCAGGAAGGCGUCGGACAACUCAACUUCUUCCUCUUCCGUUGGUAAUUGGGGCUUGGAAGAUGGCGAGGAGGAACUGCAGAAGCCGCCCACUGUCUUCACUGGUGAAUACCGUACUCGUCCCUCUGAGAGAAUGGGGCAGUAUCGUUACGGACCUACGUUGAAGAUUGCCGGAUCAGCGGACAACGUCAUUAUGGGAACAAUCGACGAUGGCUCCAAGUCGUCUCUCGCUACUCAAAAGUCGUCUCCGGCGCGUGUGAAGUAUAUUGAAACUUCCAAGUCUGAGUCGUCUCAAGACAAUAACGAAAAGCCCAAGGCUCAGGUUGACCAGAUCAAAGACCAGCACAAUCCUGAGCAGCAGUCACCGGCCAGAAACUUCUGCCGCCCGCAGAUGUCUCUCGAGAAUCUACCAAAGAGGGACAUCAGCAACCGCGAGUUGUCGGCGGCGCGUAAGCCUUUCAACCAGUCCAGUCUCUCUAAUCUUUUCGUCGCAAGCGCUGAUAAAUUGCAUGCUGAGAGUACUCCCCCUGUUCCAAAGGUGUUUGUGUCUGCAGACAGCGUGCAGACGUCUUCGCCUUUGUCUGAGAAGAAGAACGCAGACGCGACGCCGACACAUACUCACCAGCGUAAUGCUUCUCAUGUGUCGACUCCUGCUACGACACCUGAGCAAAUGCUCAAGAAUAUGCCUUUGCGAUCUCACCCGCCGCCGCGUACCUCGUCGCUGCAGGCUGUGGCUGAUUUUCCUAUGCACUCAGAGUCGGACACUAACCCGAAAACUCCCGGCGAGGUGUCGGACAAGGAGAAUAAUACUCCGCAGUUGAAGCGUGACGCUACCGUCGUGAACAUUUCUGAGAUCAAGGAUCCCCAAGGCCAGACGCGCUCAGUUGAAACGCCCCGUCUCCCCGACUCCAAGGGCACUAGGAUGCUUGAUAGCUUCCGCAACAUCUUCAAGCACAAGAGCGGCUCGGAGAAGGGACGUACUAGAAAGGAGGAUUCAGGUCAAAUCCCGCGAAUUACUAAAGACCAUUCCAUCACCAGCAUGAAAUCUGUCAAGAAAGUCGACGAAAAAAGUGAGUCGGUUAAAGCGUCGCCUACCGCCAAACCCAGAUUAUCCGACGGCAUUGGUUGGAACAAAGUUACCCGCAACCCUAAGGCCUCGGGCGAAUACUCUCCUGCGCUCGUGCCAACCCCGAGUUCUACGAUCUCGACCUCCGCGUCUAUCCCUAGCCCGCUGAGCCGCAAUGCCCCCGACGACCGCACCCCGUCUUUCGCGAGGCCGACGCAGUCCACUCGUAAAAAGGCUAGUACACCCGGCUCUAAACCCCAGGUGUCUGUUGGCCAGGAUGGUCGCCCUCGUAGGGUCAUCCAGGGCGCAGCCGCUUCUACUGGAAGUCCGCAGCGUCUUCUCCGUACCGGUACUAAGCGUCCGAGCAUUGCAUCGACCGCUAACAGACCUGCUGCUAAUCAGCCUCGCGCGACCAUCUCGGUUAACAAUCAGGAGAGCACCCCAUCCGGAGUCGCUAAGCAGUCCGAACCAGCACCGAGAUCGUUUAAGGAAAUACGGUCUACAAUUGACGAGUUGUGCAACAAAGCUCGCGAUGACAGUACCCCUGUUGAGCGUGAGAAGCACCUUCGUUUGGCGCUGGCUCUUCAACAGCAGCUUAGUGACUACAAUAGCGUGGAGAAAGAAGCAGAGGAAGCCCUGAUUUUUAUGAACGCUAAAAAUGCUGACAAGGAUACUGCCGAAGAGACUCUUUUCGACUUUUUCGUGCAGAUUCGGGCUCAGAUAGACGAGCAGUAGAUUCACUCGUUUCUUGUCCUUCUCUUUCUGUCUUACAGUGUCAGUCUUUCACUUGUCUUUUUCUUUCACCAAAGAAAGAAAAUUCCUAUUUUGUCUCGUUAGCUUUGUCUCAACACCAUUCCCCCCAAAAACACAAAAGCGAUAAUGCCCUACGAGCUACGACUUGAUGUUGCGUGAGAAAUUCCCUUUCUAUCUAUUUUUGAAUGGUCUUUAUUCAACUGGAAAAUCUGUUUAAUGUCUAAUGCCCCAUAUGAAAAGGAAUGAAGGAAUCUGGAAUACGUGGAUAGGUAGUAUCAGGAAAAGAUAGAAAAAUUCAAAUUUGUUGGC
Molecule: messenger RNA, 3801 nt
Organism: Aspergillus glaucus CBS 516.65
Lineage: Eukaryota; Fungi; Ascomycota; Eurotiomycetes; Eurotiales; Aspergillaceae
Exons: 7
Coding region: 1-3474 (1157 amino acids)
Source: RefSeq, a predicted model, not a curated record